This is a messenger RNA of Babesia ovata, 4968 nucleotides long. Its product is annotated as Spectrin repeat superfamily Extracellular matrix-binding protein, putative. Bases 1 to 4968 code for a protein of 1655 amino acids. Lineage: Eukaryota; Apicomplexa; Aconoidasida; Piroplasmida; Babesiidae. The record is from RefSeq and is a predicted model, not a curated record. The transcript has 3 exons.
AUGUCUUUCCUUCAUGGAGUUUUAAAUGAAGUUCAUAGAAAUGAUAAUCUUUCGCCUUAUAAAAAGGCAUUAAAUGAAACUGUAACACUUUUAGAAAGCAAGCGCUAUGAAGGCAAAACAGGUUUGCAGUCUGUGAUUGACCAUGUCAAGCAGGGGAUUGGUCAGUGGUUGGUGGAUGUGGAGAAGAAGAAUGGGUAUGUUACUGGGCCAAUAAAUAAUCUUGACGUUGAUGUGGGAGUGUUUUUGAAGUAUUUUAGUGCACUGAAAGAUAAUAAUGAUUUUGAGGAACAGAAAAGCAAUUUGAAGUCUUCGAUUAAAUCCCUAAAACAACUUUCAUUUACGGCUUCUUCCAUUCCCAGUGCUCUUGACUAUAUCGACAAAAACCUCCAAAAAGAAUUAUCUCCGCACGUCUCCCUAAUUAAAGACAGAGUGGACACUUUCGUGGACUCCACUAAGCAGGAUCACGCGGGGCUUAAGAAGGUGUGUGAGAGGGUGGAUGAAAAGAUGAGUAUAAUAAUUGAACAUUCGGAAAGCGUGUCAGGAAAUGCCGCAAAUAAAAUCGAUAGUUUGACAACGUUUCUGAAAGGUGAAAUUAACACGCUUCACGAGCAUAUUAAGAAAGUUGUGCCAGGUGUCAAAAAGGCUAUCGAGGAGUUGGAAAAGUGGCUUAAAAACGAUAAUGGUUCAAACCUUCACAAUGCUUUGCAGAAGUGCGAUGCUGUAGUGAAGGCGCUGGAUGAAAAUGAAAGUACAUUUAAAACGCAUAUCGAGAAUAUUGAGCAAACUAGGCAGACGGUGUCGCAAGUUCAUAGUCAGCUUGGCGGAAUUGACACCUCUCUACAGCAGUGGAUUCAGAAGUCGGGAAGUACAAUACAAAGCGUGUUGGAUAAGGUUAACGCUAUCAUCUCUGCAGUUCAUGAAAGCAAAACGAGCAUAAUUACUCAGGCAGUUGAAAGUCUAAAAAGGCAGACUCAGAAUAUUUUCCUCGACUCUAAGAAACAACAACUUAAGGUCAUCGGGCACCAGGCAAAAGAGAAACUUACCGGGCUGGCCACCGCAGUUGACAGCUUGAUAAAUGAAAGAUUGAGGGAUGAGCAACGUGAGUAUUCGCAGUUGACGUCUUCGCUAAGUUCAACAGCGCUCAACGGCAGUCAACUGCAUCAGUGGAGUCAGGCAGCACUGAUCGUACUCGAUGUCGGAAAAAAUGUUGAUGAUGCAAUUAAACAUAUCUGGAAUAGAUAUGCACAAUUUGUGCAGUCACCGCAAUUAUCAUUGCCAUUAGAAAAAUGGCAGCAAUCGCAGCAGCAGCUGCCGGGACUUAAAUUUUUUGCGCAGCGGCAUCAGAAAUCAAGUGAAAUCGCGGAAGUUACUAGCCACCACCAAACGCUAAACAGUUAUGCAUCUGCCACUAGGGCGUUUAUGACAGCGUUUGUGGAAUCUAUAAAAGGCGGCGUUCAACUUGAAGUUCACAGUGCUACAACGAAUUUACAUAAUAUUUCUGAUUUGAAACAAUUAACUGAGUCUCUAAGUGGUGCACUGCAAUUGGCUCAGCAGCUUCACAAUAACCUUCAGCAGUUUACUCGUCAUAGUAGUUUUAGUAGUAUCCGUGAUGCUAACCGUGAGCUAAGCAGUUUAGUGCAUGAGGUGUCAAACUUCCAUACUACCUUUGAUAGAGAAACUAAAGCUGUAGAGAAAUUGGAAGAGAGUUUUACCACUAAUUUCGACAGGCUGGUGUCUGACGUUAAGACCGCUGCAGGUGAAAGUCAACCCACUGGAAUGAAGAAAACAUUAACGGAUUUGAGAGAAAAUAAAAUCCACAGUAAAGAGGAGGGCCAACUAGGAAAAAUUAAGAAUGAUAUUCACAGCCAGAUGAGUCAGUUGUUUCCCAAGAUUUCUGCCAUCAGCUCCGCUGUCGAGCAAAUUAAAGCACAGCUUAUUAAAGUUUCCGAAAUGGUGAAAAAAGGAAGCGAAAAAGAGACAAUUAACGGUUUUCUCGAAUCACUCAAGGGAGAGAUCUCUUCUCUUAAACAGUCUCUCACAGAUUUAAAAGCAGGUGACUUGACAUCGAUGAUUGCCAACGUUCAACAUGAAUUUGAUGAAGCCAAAAAAUUCAUCGUAAAGUACAUUCAAAGCACUUGUAAUGAAGCUAUUAGUAAUGCUAAGGUUGCUGGAAAAGAAAUCAAACAAUCCGCCCUCUCCCAGUUCGCCCAGGCCAAGGCCCACGCGCUCGAGCAGCUCAAGGCGCUGGUGGAAGAACAAAACGAGAUAAUUCAGAAUAAAAUUCAUAUAGACACCGAAACGGGAUUAAAAGGAUUCAUGAAAUUGUUUAAUACCAACUUUAUCCCGAAGAUUGAAGAGAUUGGAGGCAUUAAGCCUAAUUCCUUUACACCAGAAAAGUCUCCGCUGAACCAAGCUGCCGAAAAAGUAUGCGUCGGCUUCGAGAUGUUUUUCAAAAAUUUGGAAAAACAAAGAAAGGAGUUCGAAGAUUUCCCACCAGGCGUCAUUCAGCCUGACGCCAUGCUCCCUGAGGUGUCCAAAUAUGAGAGUGUAACUAACGCCCUGCUGAAACUUCUUGAAGGACUUCAUACAUCCAAACACUUCGACCACAAUUUCAGUGAUCACCUUAAAUCCCUCAACAAUGCAUUAUCUACAUUCUCCCCCGCCAAAUUCACUGACUCCUCCAGUCCCAUCCUGCAAGCGCUCAAGGACGGAAUCGGCGCCCUGGCCCAGCAACUCGGCUACGCAUAUGUAAGCACUUACUGCUGUAAGAAGUUUGACGGUGCGUUGCUUGAUCCUCAGGAUCCCCCUAAGACGUCAGACGACAAACGCAAAUUGACUGAGUACGGCAUGAUGCUGUCUAAGGUUUUCAUGACCUGUCUCCCUGGUUGGGGUAAACAUCUCGAUUGGCUGAGGAGGCAUUGUGAUCAGCAGCCGAAAAAAGGCCCAUGGAAUGGUCUGCAGAUUACUAAAUUAAAAAAUAAUCCCCUCGGACUCUGGCCGGGACAAUCGGGACGGGAGUUGCGGAACACAGAAAAAUGCAUUGGCAAUCAUAUUCAUGGUUUCCUCGUCGACAACCGGAAAGACCAAAAACGUCUCUACAGAAACGAUGAUGAAAAGCAAGAUCCCGGCACACUUAGGGAGGUCCGUCAUCAUGAGCACUUUGACUCACCAAAGCCUCCAACGACAGUAUCUCAUAUGCUGCAGUGGAUUACCGGACUGACGUAUAAUCCCAUGCUUGAAAAACUCGACUCACAUUUUACCACAAUGUUUCAAGGCCUGAAAAAAGCGUAUAAAUUAGACAAUCCGCACAUAGCUAUCACUAAGCCGUUCAGACUAAACCUCGGUGCCAACGAGGACAUUGUCGGAUCCGGCCACUUAAACGCUGUACUUCGCAGGGUUUGCGAAACGGCCGAAACUGUGUUAAUUUCCUUGCAGGGCCACGGCCACGCGGCUGGCCGCUACGCCUGUGAGUACAGUAGUAACGUAGAUAAACUGGACUAUACAACUAGCCCAUCUAGGUGUUUCGAUUUGCUAUGCGAAAUAUGCCUUAAAUUACACGAUCAGCUUAACUUCCUUUAUAGGCAUUGUUCUCAUCCAAGUAAACUCGGUGGGUGGCAAGACUGCUGGUAUGGCAACGGCGUCGCUGGUACAAGUUGGCAGUGCAAUAACUUGCAAUGCCCAGACCAACCAUACAACCAAGAGGGCAACCAAACACAUAGGCAAAGCUGCAACCAAAGCUGUAACCAAAGUGCUGACUGCGGUCUCAAGUCGCCGCUUCAAUCAUACUUAGAAGAUGGUCUCCCUGGUUUCCUUCCACACCACCUUAAAAAGCUUGGUUGUGGAGUGGAAUGUUCCCUCGGUAAGCAUAGGGGGUUACCAUGCCUAACUCCCAUGGGUUUCUCCGAAAUUGGCACGGUGGCAUCGCACAGGCAAAAAGGCGAAGAUCUUAAGAAAGUUCUUGAGAAAUUCUGUGGUCAACCAAGCAAACCGCUCACGCUAUUCUGCUCUUACGUCAAAUGCUUGCUACAUAUUCCGCCUCAAACACUUGGUGAUAUGUUUGCGUUUUACUACGGUUUCCUCAACGGGUGGAACGGCAGUGGCAUCCACAGGAAGGGAGCAUUUGAACAGGCUGUUCAAAAUGCCGAUUUCGAAAACACAAACACAACGCUUAAUGUUGGUACAAUGUUCCAGAGCAGUGAUCAUACAGGUACCUCAACAACCCAUGCGAAAGGAGACCUGUGCAGCCUCGUCACCUGCGAUGGAGGAAUCGCUACUCUGGACCCUGUCGGCACCUGCGGACCGUAUCUCAGACCGCUUUGUAUGGACAACCGCGGUAUUUAUUCUUCCACGUUCAAAAACUAUUACCUGUCUUGGAUUGUUUAUGCCACUGAAACAUUUUCCAGGUUGCUGAAGGACCUAUUGGAGGAGUGCCGUCAGAGUUGCGGGCUGCCCAAAUCUAAGUGUCAUACAACAAGCUGCGUUACAAAUUGCCGUACAGUUGUCUCUGACAUUACAUCUCCGAAUAGAAAUCACCAACAAGGCUGCAAAUCAAUUGUGAAAUGCAAGUCAACAUUACCCAAUUUGUAUAAAUAUGGAUUCUAUUUUGGUAACACGGAUAAUCUAAGCGGCACAGAAGAUAUUAGAACUAAGCGGACAUGUAACGAUUUCUGCGACGCAUUGGAUAGAGUCCUCAGCGAAGUGAAGGACAAGAAUGAUGUACUAGCCAAAUUGAUAUAUAAAACUAUUCCAAAAUUCUUAUGGGACAUCAGGAGUAAAUUCUCAUACCUCCUCCUAGCCCUCUGGUCGCUGUCGCUCCUCUACCUGCUGCACAUCGCCGUCGUCCGCCUCGACGUGCUGAGGAUACGCUCACACCUGCGCUCGCCCUCAAGCCACCGCAUCGCCGCGCAGUCGCUACUCGCCGCCGCACGCGUCAAGGCACUCGCCAACGUCAAGUACUUCUCACCAUAA